AUGAGAGUGCCCUUUUGCGGAGACUGGGACUUGGUGAAAACCCUGGGAAAAGGUACCUAUGGAAAAGUUCAGCUUGUUGUGAAUAGAGCAACUAAACAGGCAGUUGCAGUGAAGAUUUUAGACAUGAAACGGGCCAGGAACUCUCCGGAAAAUAUUAAGAAAGAAAUCUGCAUUAAUCAAAUGUUAAACCAUGAGAAUGUUUUGAAAUUCUAUGGUCACAGGAGAGAAGGCAAUAUGCGAUAUCUAUUCUUGGAAUACUGUAGUGGUGGAGACCUUUUUGAUAGAAUACAGCCAGAUAUAGGCAUGCCUGAGGAAGAUGCUCAGAGGUUCUUCCAUCAACUCAUGGCAGGGCUGUUUUAUCUGCAUGGUAUUGGAAUAGCUCAUAGAGAUAUUAAGCCAGAAAAUCUCCUCUUGGACAAAAGGGAUAACCUCAAAAUCUGUGACUUUGGCUUGGCCACAGUAUUUCGCCAUAAGAAUUGUGAGCGUUUCUUGACAAACAUGUGUGGUACUUUACCUUAUGUGGCUCCAGAACUUCUGAAGAGGGAAGAAUGUCAUGCAGAACCAGUUGAUGUUUGGUCCUGUGGCAUAGUUCUUACUGCAAUGUUGGCUGGAGACUUACCAUGGGAAGAGCCCAGUGACAGUUGUCCAGAAUAUUGUGAUUGGAAAGAAAAGAAAACAUAUCUCAAGCCCUGGAAAAAAAUUGAUUCUGCUCCUCUGGCUCUGAUUCAGAAAAUCCUAGUGGAGAAUCCAACAGCAAGAAUUACCAUCCAGGACAUCCAAAAGGAUAGAUGGUACAACAAGUCAUUUAUGAAAGGGGCAGCGGGAUUGUCAAGAUAG
Molecule: messenger RNA, 837 nt
Organism: Dipodomys spectabilis (banner-tailed kangaroo rat)
Lineage: Eukaryota; Metazoa; Chordata; Mammalia; Rodentia; Heteromyidae
Product: serine/threonine-protein kinase Chk1-like
Exons: 1
Coding region: 1-837 (278 amino acids)
Biological process (GO): protein phosphorylation; DNA damage checkpoint signaling
Cellular component (GO): nucleus
Molecular function (GO): protein serine/threonine kinase activity; ATP binding
Source: RefSeq, a predicted model, not a curated record